Vigna unguiculata (cowpea) is the source of this 1389-nucleotide messenger RNA. RefSeq names its product Polyketide cyclase/dehydrase and lipid transport superfamily protein. Lineage: Eukaryota; Viridiplantae; Streptophyta; Magnoliopsida; Fabales; Fabaceae. The record is from RefSeq and is a predicted model, not a curated record. Gene Ontology annotation, molecular function: lipid binding.
AGUUAGAGGUGCUGGGAAUGAGAAGGAAAAGGGAUAGACGAAAUUGAAUGCGGUGAAGAGUACGAGAGAAUUGAGUGAACGAGUGAAAGAGUGGAAAAAGGAUAUGAAUGCUGCGAACACGAUCAUGACGUUGACGACGACGAUGAGUGUGUUCACCAUCUAUGCCUAUGGCGUUUGGGGCCUCCUUACGUCUGUUGUUCUGUUUCUUGUUAUGUUAUUUCUUUGGCAGCGGAACAGAUUUUUCUUCGCUCCAUCGUCCCCGUCUCCGCGUUCCACUCCGUCCGCUUCAUCUUUCAACACCGAUUCUAUCAUUUCAACCCCCAGAACCUCAAAUUUUGUGACAUAUGCUGAUUUGAAAUUUUUAAUGGAGAUUUUGGAUGAGAAGCUCAAUGAGAAUGAUAAGUGGGAGGAUGUCCUGGAUAGAAGAAACCAUCAUUUGUGCUACAGUGUGAAAUGCUUCAAGCCUAAGAAUGGUCCCCUGAGAUAUUUGAGCAAGACUGUCUUCAAUGAUAUUUCAUCUGAGAUGCUGAGAAACUUCUACAUGGAUAAUGAUUACAGAAAGCAGUGGGAUAAAACAGUGAUUGAGCAUAAUCAACUGCAGGUAGACAAAUCUGAUGGUACUGAAGUUGGUCAUACAAUUAAAAAGUUCCCUCUUUUGACGCCUAGAGAAUAUGUACUAGCUUGGAAGUUGUGGCAGGGGAGUGAUAAAACAUUUUACUGUUUUAUGAAGGAAUGUGAGCAUCCCUUGGUACCACGGCAGAGAAAAUAUGUACGCGUGGAGUUUUUUAGAUCUGGCUGGCAAAUAAGAGAAGUAGCUGGUAGCAAUGCCUGCGAGAUCACAAUGUUUCAUCAAGAAGAUGCUGGUUUAAAUAUGGAGAUGGCUAAGCUGGCUUUUCGCAAGGGCAUAUGGAGCUAUGUAUGCAAGAUGGAUGAUGCACUUCGAAGAUACUCUGCUAUAAACUAUCAUUUAUCAAGUUCAGUUAACACUUCACUUAAUUUAAUGCAGAAGGUACCUGCUUACUUGGACAGUGUUAGGAGUAACAUAUCUCGAGCACAUCCUACCGUCUUCGAUGAUCAAGUUAAUGCUGAAUCUCAAAAGCAGGUGAUCCAGAGAAGGCCAUCUAGAAAGUUUCUAGCCAAUAGUUUGCUGCUUCUAGGGGGUGCUACUGCUCUAUGCCUUUCUCGUGGUCACUCUAGCCUAGGUGCUAAAGUUGCCAUAGCAUACGUUUUAACAAAAUUUAGCAAGCGUGGUGCUAGAUCAAACCAAAGUUGAAUGUAAGUGUUUUUUUUUUUUUUUUUAAUUUAAGAUUAGUCUCCUUGUAAUACUGAAUAAUCAACCUUGAUAAUGUUAAUAAUCCUUAUGUUGUAUAUGAUUUAGACAUUCAUACU